AUGGCUCGUGGUCGGCUGCCGUGCUCGGGGUCGGCGUGGCGGGGCGUAGCGCUGCUGCUUGUCGGCGUGCUGCUCUCGCUCGAGCUACAUCGCACCCUCGCGGUGCUGCCCGCGGUUGCUGCUGCGCCAGCGACCCCAGGCGCCACCCCCAACAGCUUCUACCGCUACCACUACCAUGUGCGCCGCCUCCCGCCCUUUCUGCGCAACCACCUCAAGCGCGCACAAGGCCAGGGGGGAGGGGGGCAGCCGCCAUCGAGCGGGCUACCAUGCACACCGCUCACCACAGCCGUCAUCAUCCCAGUCACCUCAGAGAACGACAUGGCCCGGCGCCUGCAGUACCCGCCCACCACCAGCGUGAUCCUGGAGGUGCAGAGGCACAUUCUCCUCACGGCGCCGCUGCUCUUCAACGCCUCCUUCUCCUGCACCGUGCUGCGCUCCGCGCCCCGCCCCGCCCGCGGGUUUCAACUCACGCUGAUGCGCACGGACGCGCCGCUGCUGCGCAUAGCGGGCGCCAGCAACGUGGUGGUGCUGCGCGUGUCCUUUUUCCAGCCCUACGCCCUUGACACCUUCGCGUGCCAGGGGAUACCGUACGUGGGCACUGACGUCAUCUGCCCCGCCAUCCACAUCUACCAGGCGGCCAACGUGCAAGUGGCACGGGGCACGGUGUACGGGCGGGUGGACGUGUUGUGGUCGGUGGCGGUGCGUGUGGACGGCAUGAAGGUGACGGGGGUGGGCGACUUCAAGCGCGGCCAGGGGCUCAUCCGCGUUGCCUUCUGCGGCCACGGCCCCACCAUGCAGCACAGCGCUGUCGUCAUCAGCAACAAUGAGGUCUUUGGAGCGCGCUUCCCCAUAGUGCUGUAUUUCGGGGCGGUGGGCGUGACGGUGCGCAACAACUACGUGCACGACUUCAUCUUCGGCGGCAUCGUGUGUGGCGCAUUCGUGUCGUACGUGGGCGACUGCAUGCUCGCCACCAUCUCCAACAACCUCGUGGUGGCCACGGGGCGCAACAUCAGUGGCGACAUGGACGCCAGCGGCAUCUACUUCAACACGCACUGGUUCAACCCCGGCAAUCUAGCGGAGUGCAACUAUGUGAUUGGCGGCGACCAGUGCUACUACCUCGACUUCGCAUCGUCUGGUGUCACCAUCCGAGGCGGGGCGUGCAUCGACACGUACGCAGGCAUGAAGGUCAACAACGGCAAGAGGUAG
Molecule: messenger RNA, 1206 nt
Organism: Closterium sp. Yama58-4
Lineage: Eukaryota; Viridiplantae; Streptophyta; Zygnematophyceae; Desmidiales; Closteriaceae
Source: the annotation of a GenBank genome assembly